Messenger RNA from Trypanosoma conorhini, 2376 nucleotides. RefSeq names its product paraflagellar rod protein-like protein. Gene Ontology annotation, molecular function: calmodulin binding. The transcript has a single exon. Lineage: Eukaryota; Euglenozoa; Kinetoplastea; Trypanosomatida; Trypanosomatidae. The coding region runs from base 1 to 2376 and encodes 791 amino acids. The record is from RefSeq and is a predicted model, not a curated record. Gene Ontology annotation, cellular component: motile cilium.
AUGUACCCCGAUCGACGACCGUACGCGACGGCGGUGGGCCACGGCGGCUACUUGUCGAAGCCGCUGCUCCCGCCGGUGGAGGCGCUGCGCAUUCUGAACAGCGCCGUCGGCAUCGAUGUGCCGCGCUCCCUCCGCCUCGACGCCCAGGCGGCGGCGGACUCGGCGCGGCGAAUUCACUCCAGGCCGCCCACGAGUGGCAGGCCGCAGUCGUCGCGCGGGGUGCCGAGGUGGCGGCCGGCCACGCUGGAGUCCGCCACGCCGUUCUCCUUCAAGGAGAAGGACUACCACACCUCCCAGCAGGCCGCCCUCAACGCACAGCUGAGCAACGCGGUGGAGGAGCUGUUUAAGACGUGGCACCGCAAGGUGCGGGACCUCGAAAACUACCUCAACGUCUACCCCGCCCAGAGUGCGACGUCCAGCUCGAUGACGGCGGACGCGAUGAUGAACUACUUUCAGGGCUACCGCCCCACCGACGUGCUGCCGGUGACGCUGGAGCAGCUGGUGAAGGACUUCAAGCUGGGCUCGACGCCGGAGAUGCUGACCGAAAUUCAGAACAGCCCGGCGCUGCAGACGGAGCGUAUUCGCCGCACCCUCGACACGCUCUUGAACGCCAAGCACUUCUUGGCGCCGCUGGAGCAAUACGUGCAGGAGCUGGAGACCCUCGCCUCCCUGGCGCUGCGGGAUGAGCCCGGUGAGGCGGUGGGCGGUGCCCCGCGGGGUCCGGUGUGGCUGAGCAAGGCGGCCGUCUCCCUGCAUGAGAAGUUUCACUACAACCCCGCCGAGUACGCCAUGAAGGAGCUGCGGAAAAGUGACCAGCCCCUCGAGCGACUGGAGCGGCGGGUGAUGGAGGCAAAGGAGCAGAAGGAACGCGCCAUCGACGAGGAGCUUCCAGGGGAGGCGCUGAACUGCCUCACCUCGCAGGUGGACCUCAGCAACGACCUGCUGCUGAUGAACAAGGCUCGGCUGGAGCUCGUGCAGCUCCACUCCAAUGACGUGCGUGAGAUGAAGCCGCUCAUAGAUGCAAUCAUCGCGGACGCGCGUCGCAGCGUGGAGUUGCUGAAGGGGCGCAUUGAGCGGGACCUGCCGCUGGUGAAGAAGGACAUGGAGAGUCUCCGCAGCGACACGCAAAACACGGAGGACCACAUCAAGUACCUCACCAAGGUGGAUGCCGACGCCAACAAGGAGGCCCGCAAGGAAUUUCGCAAGCUGGAGGACGACGAAAGGGACCUCUGGGAGUUGCUCCUGCAGACUAUGCGGAAACUGGUAAACAUUUCGGAUGAAAAGGAUGAGUUUGUGCAGAAGCAAAUGCGACUCCGCGACCAACGGGCGUAUGACAUGGGCCUGGCGCUGGAGCUGAUGAAGGCGCAGCAGCAGUACUACGAGCUCCUGCGCAGCUGCGACGACACACUUUGGCGCUGGUCCAGUGUGGCGGAGGUGUACGAGACGUACGUGGAGGCGUAUGUGCCGAAGCUGCUCAAGAAGCUGAACGACGCGGAGGAGGCGGAUCAGCUUCUCUACAACCGCGAGGCCCAGGAGUACGUCCGCCGCUACGAGAUGUUUGAGUACGCGGUGGAGGAGGGCCGUGCCACCCGCCAGGUCCACGCGGACCGGCUGAAGGUGCUGCAGCGGUCGAAGAAGCUCGACGUGGAGCGGGCGGCGGAGACGCUGGACCCGCACCUCGAGAAGUACAACAAGGAGCUGCAGGAGUCGCAGGCGCAGAUGGAGGAGGCGGAGGCGUACAUCAACCUUGUGGAGGCCCUCCAGCGCGAGCGCCGCGGCGAGGUGGAGCCCAUCCUGCAGCACGUCAUCUCACACAACCGCACGGUGAAGCCGCAGCGGCUGGAGCUGGAGGGCCCUGCGGAGACGCUGCAGCUGAGGGACAAACCGCAACCGCGCGGCGCCGCCCAGGCGGCACCGACGUUCCCCGAGGAGACCGACGUGAGCCCGAUGUCGACGACGCCGGCGCCCGCCCGCGGCACGGACGGGCAGCCGGUGGUGGUGGCCACCGACCUCGUGGAGACGUCGGGCUUCGCCAACGCGCCGCCGCUGACGAACGCGAUGAAGCUGCGCACAGGCGCCGAAAGCCCGCUGAUGGCCACCGUCGCCCACCCGCACGUCCAGGCCCGCACGAUUGGCAUCAACCACGAGGAGGCGUUUCUCGAGAAGUACCGCCGCUUCACCGACGACGAGCAGUGCGCCGUGGAGGCGGCGGAGGGGAAGGUGCGACAGACGCGCCACGAGCUGGACAAGCUCGGCCUCAAGUACGACAACGUGGACUACGUCCGGAUGCUGCUCGGGGCGCCGGGGCGGGGCCACACCGCCUCCAUCGAGGACGGCCACCGCCGCAAGGUCUCUGGUGAAGUGGGCGCGCAGUGA